GCCUUGAGCGCCUUGAGGCGCCGCGUGAGUUCCCCGUGGUCCCGGAGUCGAGUCUCGCGGUGGUCCAGGGCGCUGCACAUGGCCAGGGGCCUGUCCAUCCAAGGAUUGGCGGCCAACGUCUUCGUGCGCAGCGCCGUGGGCGGGCUGUGUGCCGAGGCAGGCGCCUGGGCUGUUGCCACGCUUCUGGCAGCCGCCCCCUCCGACUCAGUGCUCUGCAACGCCGCCAUUACUGCCUCUGGCAGGAGCCGGAGCUGGUGUCACGCACUCCUCAGCCUGGAGGCGAUGAAGACGCAGCUGAUGGAGCUGACGGCCGUCACCUUCACAGGGCUCAUCACCGCCAUGGCUGGCCAAGCCUUCUGGGAUUUGUCGGAAGCCACGGGAGCUGCGGCCACGGGGCCUGGUGAUUGGCCGAGAGGCAACGCCUUGCUCGCAGCCAUGGCAGCCAGGCGUCUGCUUUCCAAAGAAGCAGCAGCGUCGGCUGCAACGUGUUGCGCCAAGCACUGGAGGAAAGCACUGCAUAUGCUUGCGUACUUCGACCUGCAUCGCAGAGGGGAGGUCGAUGGUGUCCUCGCUGGAGCCGUGAUCAAUGCCAUGGGCAUGGCCCAUGCAUGGCCGGAAGCGACGUCCCUCCUUGGCUCCUUGCCACCGCCAGUGUCGCCUUCGAGAGAUCCCGGCCGCGGCCUUCCCGGCGCAUGCGGCGCAUGCAACGUGCUGAUCACGGCCUGUGGCCGGGCCAUGGAGGUGCCCAAGGCAUCGGCUCUUCUCACCGAAAUGCUCAAGCCGUUGCAGGCUCGGAUUGGGCCAGUGCCUUUGCGGCCCUGGAGCAGCUUCGGCAGUGUGGCCUUCUGCCAGACAGGCUGA
Messenger RNA from Symbiodinium necroappetens, 861 nucleotides. The record is from the annotation of a GenBank genome assembly. Lineage: Eukaryota; Dinophyceae; Suessiales; Symbiodiniaceae.